This is a messenger RNA of Diabrotica balteata, 4686 nucleotides long. The record is from the annotation of a GenBank genome assembly. NCBI's taxonomy places the organism in Eukaryota, Metazoa, Arthropoda, Insecta, Coleoptera, Chrysomelidae.
ACUACAAAAAAAUAUGUCAACACAUUUAAAGUAGAUUAAGUUAUUUAUUCAUGUACGGAUUUUCCUCUUUGGUAGCAAGUGGUCGCAAAUUAGUAUUGAUUACUGAAGUACGAAGUACAUAAAAUAAUAAAAUGGAAGUUGAACAAGAAUUUAGUAAGGAUACCUGUAAAUUAGAAAUAGAGUAUAAUGAUUUAGAUGAUGCUUUUAAAGACGGCUUUAAAUGUGAAAUUAAGGAGGAAUGCAAUGGGCAAUGUACACCUGACACAUAUUGUUUAGAUUUAGAGAAAUAUCCUACAAAUACUGAAAUACACCAAGAUAGAAAUAACCUUAACCUAUUUGAAGAAAACCAAAAAAGUGUUACUCAUGAGAAGAAAAUUAAGAUUAUGGAAACAUUUUUUGAACAUGCAUCCCAUAAAGGAUGCUAUAUGAGUGGAGACACUGAAGAAAAAACUAUAAAUAACAAUAUAAAGGCUCAGACUAAACCUUACAAGUGUGAAAUUUGUUUUAAGCAAUUUUCUAGUGCAGGUUCUUUGAAAACACAUUUGAGACUGCACACUGGAGAAAAACCUUAUCAGUGUAAAAUUUGUUUUAAGAAAUUUUCUUUUACAGGUUCUUUGAAAACACAUUUGAGAGUGCAUACUGGAGAAAAAUUUUACAAGUGUGAAAUUUGUUUUGAACAGUUUAGCCAAUCAAGUAAUUUAAAAAAACAUUUAAGAGUACACACUGGAGAAAAACCUUACAAGUGUGAAAUUUGUUUUAAGCUCUUUUGUGACUCAGGUACUUUAAAAAUACAUUUGAGAGUGCACACUGGAGAAAAACCUUAUAAGUGUGAAAUUUGUUUUAAGCAGUUUAACCAAUCAGGUAAUUUAAGAAAACAUUUGAGAGUGCACACUGGAGAAAAACCUUAUAAAUGUGAAAUUUGUUUUAAUCAGUUUAGUCAAAUGUGUGUUUUGAAAACACAUAUGAAAGUGCACACUGGAGAAAAACUUUACAAGUGUGAUAUUUGUUUUAAGCAGUUUAGACACGCAUUUUAUUUGAAAACACAUUUGAGAGUGCACACAGGAGAAAAAUCUUACAAGUGUGAAAUUUGUUUAAAGCCGUUUUCUGAGGCAGGUAAUUUGAAAAGACAUUUGAGAGUGCACACUGGAGAAAAACCUUAUAAGUGUGAAAUUUGUUUUAAGCAGUUUAGCCAAACAUGUCAUUUAAAAAAUCAUUUGAGGAUGCACACUUGAGAAAAACUUUUCCAAAUGUAAAAUUUACUUUUAGCAGUUAAUUGCAGUAAGUAACUGAUAAAAAAACAUUUAACUGUGACAUGUGAACCAUCCAACAUUUAGCAAAUUCUUCUAAAGAUUGUUUAAGUUCAAAGAUAAAUUCUUCUAAAAAUGCAAAGAAGUUAAGUGUUAUCAAUCAGCAAUAGGAAACUUAACAAAGGUGGCAAUAUAGAGGAAAGCUAUAGCUGAAAGGGUUAAACACAAUAAUCAGAAAAAUGUGUUAAAGUGUUAAAUAAACUAAUUAACUAGUAAAAUAUUACUACAAAAAUUAACAAGAAUAAUAAUUUGAUAUUAAUUUCAGAAUAUAUUUUCAUAAAGUUUGUCUGUAGUUUAAAUGUGUGUAAGGAAGUAAGAGGCAUAACCCCCUCUGGGACCCGUAUAACCUUGUCGCUGGUGAGAGAGCUAUGGGUGUAUCUGUGAUCACGACUUCUUUGGGAGACUGCAUGUGGACUUGCCCUUCCACUGUAGCAUUAAGGAAACAAACCCUUAAACUAAUUAGUAAUUUAUAACAUAGUUUAAAUGUAGAUAUUCACUUUCAUUUGGAAUUAAAAGUAGGUCAAUAACAAAUAACUAUACAUUUUUACUAUUUUUUAAACAUCAUAUAAGUAUUAUGAUAUUAUGUAAACUGACUUUGUCGACUUAUAUAAAAAAGCAUGCUUACUUUUUCUCAAAUGUAAGAAGUAAGAACAGCUUACUGAUCAGUUGAAAUACCACCCUGUGCAAUGCAACCUACCAAAAUUGUAACACAUUAAAGUUGUAUUUAAAGUGCGAAAAGUAUUAUCUGUGUUUCCUUGGUCAAUGAGGUGAAAGGCAAACACGGCACCACCCUGAAUCCAAAACACUCCAGGUCACCUUUAACAGGACACAGCCUGGUAUGGUCUUUAAAAGAUUUACCACGUUAAUUAAAUUAAAAAACACAUUUUUGAAUGUGUUUUUUAAUUUAAUUGACAUCACAAACCUAUAUCGAAAAUAGAACAUCUAUCUUUUUUUUCUUUAAGUUUUUUUUAAACAGUAUUAAAGUCAUCUAUUUAUAUAAAAGGCUACGCUGAUAAGUCACAUUUUUUGUCCAGUAAACUAACGACUCCAUAUAGGAAAAAAUCAUCCUAGAUGGAUGUUUCCAUUUCAUCCAAUGAAAUCAAAUUUCAAUCAUCCCGUUCUUGAAACAAUACAUUUAAUUAAUAAUAAUGUAUUAAUUACAUAUUAAUAUAAUUAAAAAUUAUUUUAAUACUAUGUUUAAGGUAGAAUUUAAUACAAAAUAAUUUAAAGCUUUCUGUUAGUUUAGAUUUAAAAUCCUAACGCGAUCUGACAAAGAAAUAGGAACUACUGACAUUUCAACCUAUGAGUCAAUCAUAUUUUGAAAUGAUACAUUUAAUUACCAAAAAUAUUAAUUAUACAUUAAUAUAAUUAUUAAAUAAUAUUAAUAUUUUUAAGGUACGAUUUAAUACAAAAUAAUUUAAACUUUUAUGUGAUUUUAGAUUUAAAAUUCUAGCUGUCAUCUAGGAAAGAAAGCUGAACAGAUUAACUGAGAUAAAAAUUGAAAGAGCAUGCCAUAUAAUACCUAUUAAUUAAUGUUACUAAACAUUCUUGUUAAGUUUUUAAAAAAAGUUUAAUUAAUUUAAAUAUAAUUUAUUAUAAUUUAAAUUAACUUUGAUUUUUAAGCUUUUAUUCAGAUACCAUUCCAUCACAAAAUUAUAAGAAAAUAUUCAUAAAAUUAAAAUCUGCUUGCUAAACAUCUAUUGCAAUCUGGCAACUACCUUUGACAGUAUUGCCAAGUUUAUCUACUAAUCUACCAAAGACCAAUUAUAAUUUUUUUUUCUAAUAACUAACCGCAACUAAUAUAAAAAAAAUAUUCAUUCGUUCGUGUUUUAUAUGAAUUUAAAAUUUUUUAAAAAAUACCCGAUUUUAUAAAAUAAUAUUUAAUAUCUUUUAAUAUUUAAUAUUCUUUAGAUUUAGAGGAGUAUCCUACAAAUACUGAAAUACACCAAGAUAGAAAGAAAUUUAACCCAUUUGAAGAAAAUCACAAAACUGAAAAAAGUAUUACUCAUGAGGAGAAGAAAAUUAAGAUUAUGGAAACAUGUUUUGAACAUGCAUCUCAUAAAGGACGCUAUAUGAGUCUAGACACUGAAGAAAAAACUAUAAAUAACAAUAUAAAAGCUCAGACUAAACUUUACAAGUGUGAAAUUUGUUUUAAGCAAUUUUCUAGUGCAGGUUCUUUGAAAACACAUUUGAGACUGCACACUGGAGAAAAGUGUUACAAGUGUGAAAUUUGUUUUAAGCAAUUUUCUCAGGCUGGUUCUUUGAAAACACAUUUGAGAGUGCACACUGGAGUAAAACCUUAUAAGUGUGAAAUUUGUUUUAGGCCGUUUUUCUCGAUCAGGUCAUUUAAAAGAUCAUUUGAAAACGCACAGUGUAGAAAAACUUUACAAGUGUGAAAUUUGUUUUAAGCAGUAUAAAAAAGCUAAUACUUUGAAAAUACAUUUGAGAGUGCACACUGGAGAAAAACCUUAUAAGUGUAAAAUUUGUUUUAAGCAGUUUAACCAAACAAGUCAUUUGAGAACACAUUUGAGACUGCACACUGGAGAAAAACCUUAUAAGUGUGAAAUUUGUUUUAAGCAAUUUUCUCUGCCUUGUUCUUUGAAAACACAUUUGAGACUGCACACUGGAGAAAAACCUUAUAAGUGUGAACUUUGUUUUAAGCAAUUUUCUCAGGCUUGUUUUUUGAAAACACAUUUGAGAGUGCACACUGGAGUAAAACCUUAUAAGUGUGAAAUUUGUUUUAAGCAAUUUAAACAAGGUCAUACUUUGAAAAGACAUUUGAGAGUGCACACUGGAGAAAAACCUUAUAAGUGUGAAAUUUGUUUUAAACGGUUUAACCAAGCAGGAAGUUUAAAAAAUCAUUUGAGAGUUCACACUGGAGAAAAACCUUAUCAGUGUGAAAUUUGUUUUAAGCAAUUUUCUCAUGCUUGUUCUUUGAAAACACAUUUGAGAGUGCACACUGGAGAAAAACCUUAGUAUAAGAGCAGUUUUCUCGAACAGGUCAUUUGAAAAAUCAUUAGAGAAUGCACACUAGAGAAAAACUUUUCCCAAUGUAAAAUUAGCUUUAAGCAGUUUACUAUAAAAAAGAUUUGAGUGUGAUGUGCGAACAUGCCAACGUUUGGAAAUUUUUUGUAAAAAUUGUUUUAAGUUAAAACUAAAUUCUUCUAAAAAUGCAAACAACCAAAGAAUGUAACUGUUAUCAAUCAGCAAUAGCAGACUUUACAAAGGUGUCAAUAUAGAGGAACGUUGUAGUUGAAGGGUUAAACACAAUAAUCGUGAGAAAGUGUUGAUGCCAAGUAAUCUAAUCAACCGGUAAAAUAUUACUACAAAAAUUAACAUGAAUAUAACUUUGAUAUUAUUAAUUUUAGAAUAUAUUUUC